Sugiyamaella lignohabitans is the source of this 1047-nucleotide messenger RNA. RefSeq names its product Nuf2p (gene NUF2). The record is from RefSeq and is a predicted model, not a curated record. Gene Ontology annotation, molecular function: protein-containing complex binding. Gene Ontology annotation, biological process: kinetochore organization; mitotic spindle organization; attachment of mitotic spindle microtubules to kinetochore. Gene Ontology annotation, cellular component: kinetochore; Ndc80 complex. Lineage: Eukaryota; Fungi; Ascomycota; Dipodascomycetes; Dipodascales; Trichomonascaceae. The transcript has a single exon. Bases 1 to 1047 code for a protein of 348 amino acids.
AUGAAAGAUUGCGGUGUGGAUGAUUUUAAUAUCGUUGAUAUUGUAAAGCCAGAACCAGGUAGAUUGAGGCGUAAUUUGUCGGCUGUCAUAGCGUUUGCACAGUUUCGGGAAGACAGAAUGCACGACUAUGCCGACCUUGUAAACCAGUGUAAACAGGCUACAAGCCAAUUUCGGCUACUGGAAGAUGAGCAUGAGGAACUGAUUACUCAGAUUGCAGAACUAGAGGAGGCAUUAAAAGACAGCUCGGAACAAGCCAAGCAAACGCAGGAACACAAUGCCGAGGUAGAGUCCGAGCUUCGUAAAUUGAAGAAGGUUCAAGAACAGCUUACUACUGAACAUUCAAAUUAUAAGCAAGAGAAACAGCGGCUCAUCACGAAUUUGGAGAAUCAAAGUUUGUUGGUUGUGGAGGCUCGUAAGGAAAAUGAUCGCAUGAAACCAUACAUAGUGGACUCUCCAGAAAUUUUGCAAAAACUUAAUUCAGAUCUAGCCAGUUCAUUACAGCUGACAAAAAAUAAUGUGGAAAAUAUGGAUCGCCGAUUCCGUGCAUUGCAAAUAUCUGCAGAAACUUUCAAACAAAUCCACCAGGAUCUUCAAGCCUGUAUUAAGGUAAUCGAGGAGUGUGGGGUUGAGCUUCAACGUGAGCAAGAAGCCAGCCAUAAGCUCGGACGAUUCCAGGAGAUUUAUGACCAAUUAAGACAAGAUGAUAAGGAUUUGGAUAUUCGAAUAAGCCAAUUACAACGACAGAUCGCCAACUCGCAGGAUCGUAUCGAGCGAGCUCGGAAACAAGCUGAGAUAAAACGUGCCAGUGCCGAGAAAAAGAUGUCGGAGCUCCGUGAGAUGCACGGAACUCUGGCUGCAGAGCGCAGCCUUCAAAUGAAAGAAAUGGACGAAAAGCGAGAUUACAUCAAGAGUACAGAGCUCCAAAUCAGCACUAUGAAGGAACACAUUGAGUCGGAGAUGAGGGCCAUUGCUGCAGAGUCUGAAAAGCUUCGGGAUCAUCUACAUCUGUACUUGAAUAGUAUGGAGCAGCGAAUGAUGGUCAGGUGA